This is a messenger RNA of Haliotis rufescens (red abalone), 1507 nucleotides long. RefSeq lists its product as uncharacterized. Gene Ontology annotation, cellular component: membrane. Lineage: Eukaryota; Metazoa; Mollusca; Gastropoda; Lepetellida; Haliotidae. The record is from RefSeq and is a predicted model, not a curated record. Bases 118 to 906 code for a protein of 262 amino acids. Gene Ontology annotation, molecular function: oxidoreductase activity, acting on the CH-CH group of donors. Gene Ontology annotation, biological process: lipid metabolic process. The transcript is spliced from 5 exons.
GCUUGUAUUGAUGUAUGUCACGUGAUUAUCCGCACAUGAAAACAAACACUUCCCAAGUUAUGUAAGAUCUGAUUCGACGUUAUCUACAUAGAUUGUCAACGUCACACCGUACUUGGCAUGUUGCAGUACUUUGGAGACAUGGGGAACAGUUUGAUCAAAGCAGCAGCUCUAGAUUUUGGCGCCCAGUGGGCGUGUUGGGCGGUGGCUGCAGCACUGCGGACUGAGAAGUUCUAUGACCUAGCAGGUUCUGGUACAUUUUUCCUGUUGGCAUGGCAGAGCCUGAAAUGGGGAAACACGUUUCAUCCUCGACAAAGAGUGGCGACGGGUAUGGUUAUGGCGUGGGCAUGUAGGCUCGGUAUGUACCUGUUCACGAGAAUCCUGAAGGAUGGGAAAGACAGGAGGUUUAACAAUGUUCGUGACAAGCCUGGAGUUUUCCUAGCUUACUGGACAAUUCAGGGAGUGUGGGUGAUGUCGACCCUCCUUCCUGUGUUGAUGCUCAACAGUAAGAAGGAGGACAAGCCAGUCUCCACCAGGGACUACAUAGGCUGGGCGCUCUGGGCACUCGGCUUCUUUUUUGAGGCUGUAGGAGACUACCAGAAAUCUGCUUUCAGAGCAAAUCCAGACAAUGCUGGAAUGUUUAUUCAACACGGAUUGUGGAGUCUUUGCCGACAUCCCAACUACUUUGGUGAAAUUCUGAUGUGGACGGGCUUAUAUAUUACAUCAUCGAAAGCCCUGAGUGGAUUCGAGCACAUCAGCAUCAUUUCGCCCAUAUUCUUAUCUUUUCUUCUCACACAAGUCAGUGGAAUUCCACUUUUAGAAAAAUAUGCCUCCAAAAAGUGGGGUUCUAAUCCUCAGUAUCAGCUGUAUGUAAAGAACACAGCUAAACUUGUGCCCUAUAUCUGGUGAACAUGGUAACCAUGACAACAGGAAGAUGAAAAGGAUGAUAUUUGUAUGAAGAUUUGUGUGUGUGUGAUCAAAGUAGCAGCAUGCCAUGUCAGGGAAUUAUAGAUUAUUUUUCAAUUUGUAUUUUGUAUGAUUAGUUUUUUACACAUAUAUAUCUCAGAUGGCAUUACGGGUCCACACUUUUUUUUAUUUUGUGGUUUAUAGGUUUGCUAACAGAUUGGUUAAAUAAGAAUAAAAUUUUGUUUGUGUAGCUUGAUUUUAUUUUUUUUUCUUUGGCAUUAAACUGUUUUGGUCCGUACAUAUUACGGACCAAAUAAAUAAGAAUUCAUUUAAAUUUGUAGAUGUUGUUGACCCAAAAAUAUGGUCAAUUAUUUUUAACAAUGUUAAUAAAGUAUCUUUGAAUAACUGGUGUUUUGUGAGACUUUUGUAGCUGUGUCUUUUUAUAUUCCAUAUCCAUCAAGGGACAGUUGUAAGGAAAAUAAGAAUACAUUCAAACUAUUUUGAUGUAUUUUUCAAAUCUGAAAAUCAAAAAAGUGUUGGCCUGGUUUGCCUGAUAGCCAGCAUAACUAUUUUCUAUUGAAAUAAAAUAUUUUAUUAUUAUUAA